Molecule: messenger RNA, 5042 nt
Organism: Xyrichtys novacula (pearly razorfish)
Lineage: Eukaryota; Metazoa; Chordata; Actinopteri; Labriformes; Labridae
Source: the annotation of a GenBank genome assembly
GCCCGACUGUGACAGCUAGCUAUAUCAAAGGAAGUCACUGUCGGAAAAAAGGCCGGGUUGGGCUUCAGCUUUUUGGCAUUUCUGCUGCGAUUAACACACCCAAAACCUUUACCUUUAACAUGUCGAAAAACACGGUUUCCGCCCGCUUCAGGCGAGUGGACGUGGACGAGUACGACGAGAACAAAUUUGUGGACGAGGAGGACGGAGGAGAAAACCAGCUGGGUCCUGACGAGGCAGAGGUGGACUCUCUGAUCAGGCAAUAUCCUUUCUUCAUGAUUAGCUCAUAUGUGUGCUAGCAGGCUUUAUUUCCCGCUCAUGAAAAAAACAAAGUCGAGUACAAUGUUAUUCUGAUUUAUCUGCAUUAUUCUGUUCUGUGCUGUUUGCUGCAGAUAUGUCUGCAUGAAUGGGCGUUUUGCAAGUAGGCCAGUUACUGUCCAGACUUGCCUGGCAGUCACAUUCCUGGGAUUUCUGCUCCCAGGGUGAAAUAGCAGUGUAUGAAAAUGAACUGCAAGCUCUCCUGUUUGUGUUUAGGCACAUUUUUACAAUUUCUUAACCGUGCUGAAAAUAAAUCUAACCUUAUUUUGCAUCGUAAGUGAGCUAAGUACGAUCAGUGCUGCAGAAGCAUGGUUUAAGAAGCUGAUACCACUGUCAUAGUUGUUCCCUCUCAAUAUCAUGACUUUCUUAAAAGGUGUCUUUUGUGCUUGAUGUGUUUCUUUAAGUCUAAAUCCAGUUGAGUCUUUGGUUUCAGUUCAAUAGUCCUUAUAAGGCUUGAAAGAGCUCCACUUCCUCAUUGAAGACAGUCACCUCCCACAUUUAUCAAACUCAAGGAGAAUUAAAGGGUAAGUCCUCGUUUUUACACCCUGACUGCAAAAAUGUGCAACUAUUAAAACAAAAGAAAAAAGCAGUUUCCACUUUAAAAGUAGAAAGAAAUGCAUAGAAGUGACAAAAUAACUUUGCACUUCAACAAUUAUUACUGUAAUAUAAGAACCAGGACUGAGGUCUUGUCUGCCAUCACUAACAUUUAAGUUGAUGGACAAAAUAAAAGUUCUUCCACAAUAAAUGCAGCAGAAAAUCAGGAAGCAACAGUGAACCAGACAAAGUCAAAAAUAGCAAAGAAACAGAAGCAAAAAAAGACAUCAGCACAAAUGUUUAAUGGUCUGCAGAUUAUGACUCCCGUAGAGGAAAUGGGAUGUUUUGGUGAGUUACUGCCCAGCCUGAGUUCAGCAGUCUGACAGCUUGUUGAGCACAGCACUUUGUAGCUCUGAGCAAGUUUAUUUUAAACUUUGGGCAGAACGAGGAUUAUGUUGAGCAGACAUCCUCUGAGACUGUUCUAGGUUUGGAGAUGGACUAGUGACAGACGAGAGCAGUAACAACAACAACAACAAUAACAACAACAGCUCAUACAGAGUUAGAGUUACAGUGCCAACAGAUCUGAUUUUAGCAUUUAUAAUAAUGACGUUAAUAAUAGUGGUAGGAAUGAUAAAUCUAUUUAAAGCAGCUGUAGUCAAGCUGAUCUGAUUAUGAUCACAAUAAUAACAAUAACAAUAAUGAGACUGAUGUUAAUCGUUGUCACCGACCGUCAGCAGCGAUGAUCCAGAGAAACUUACAUGACAAGAGAGCUCAGGCAAUAACUGACCUGAAGCACACGUGAAAAUCAUUUCAGACCACUCUUUCAGGUUUGCUAAUGCUUAUGCUUGUAUAAAAUGAAGACUGUAUUAUGCAAUGAGGCCGACACUCGCCUGAGGUUACAAAUCAUGAACUGGAACGUUCUCUUAUGUAAGAGCUGUCAGCAGUUUAGGAUUUGAUUCUACACAUCAGGUUUGAAAGCUGUUUGAUUUCACUGUGGGGUUGAGCUUGUAAAAUGGCUCGAGGUGUCUCCCUGCUGGUUUGUUUUGCACCCUUAACCCUCUCUGCACAGGAAACCUUGUUGAAGCUUUACAUGCAGUCCUGAAGAACCCUCCAAUCAACACAAAGAACCAGAACGUGAAGGUGGGUCUGCUCUCCUUUGCCUGCGGAUGGAUUGAAUGUUUGUCAUAUUUUAUCAGUUUGUUGAGCCUGAUAUCAGAACAUGCAGAAGGAGAUUUGGUUCAGGAUUCAUGAGUGUGGAAACAGAAUAUUAAGUUGGUAAAUUGAGCUUUGCAGCAUCUCUCACAUGCCUCCUCUUCUUCCUCUCUCAGGAGCGUGCUGAAGGUUUGGUGCUGAAGGUGCUCAGCGCCUUUAAGAGCAGCGACAUCGAGAAAGCGGUGCAGUCCCUGGAUAAGAACGGCGUGGACCUGCUGAUGAAAUACAUCUACAAAGGCUUCGAGAGGCCGUCAGAAAACAGCAGCGCCGUCCUGCUGCAGUGGCACGAAAAGGUAAAGAACCACAUGACCGUAGAUGAUAUGUUGGUAAAGAGGUAGCCAAAAUAAAAAUGAACAGUGUGAGCUUUGUAAUCUGAGAGCAAAUGUGGCCACAAGAUGCUACAGUCCUGAAUAGAAGAGCUGCCAUAGAAUCCAGCGUGACCACAUUUUCCCUCCUGUGUCUGCAGGCUCUGGCAGCCGGAGGAGUGGGCAGCAUUGUCAGGGUACUCACAGCGAGGAAGACGGUUUAAAGGAUCAGUUCACCCCACAUCACCGGCCGAUGCAGGACAACUGCAUCAGCACUGAACUGUUCAUGUAAUUUAAGAGACGGCACAGGAACUGAAAAGGAAAAACUGUAUUUUUUUUUAACCCAGUGUGAAAGAUCCUGCCGUGUUCAUGACCGGACUGUAAAAGGAAAUCCAAAUCUGGGGCACAUUGGGUUAAAAAAAGAUUUUUUUUCUUUCUUCCUGUGCGCGAUCACAGCCUACUAAAUCAUAUUCCUCAAAGGGUGCUACAGACAACUCUCCACCUCACGUGUCUGUGACCCCCUCCCUGGGUCAUUCCUAUCCACAGCCUGCACAUCAGUGGUUCCCAGCUGAGAGGAAGGCAGUUAAACAAUCAGAAAACAUCCUUCUGCUACACAGAAUUAUGUUCAUUCAUAAGAGAAUUAACAGAUAACAUAGAAACUAAAAAGGAAAAAUUCAUUCUUUGCAACUUAAUUAAAACUCCUGCUGUGGACUCAAAAUGGAUAAUCAAAUCAUAAAGUUAAAAAUGGAUUUGGGUUGCUAAAAUGAUGAUAAAUGAUGACCCAGUGCACACAGCAAAGACGGAGCCACAUUUGUCUCCAUGCAUGUCAAUCAUGCGGUUAUCCCUCUGAAAGCAUUAAGUAACCAAUCAGAGCUCAACUUCUCUGAACAGUUAUUACUAAAGCUUCACUAAAAAUAAGAAAAACCACGUUCUGAAAUCAAAAUUCGACUUGUAUUUUGAGUUUAAAGUUUAGUCCAUGUCCCAUCUGUUUACAUGGAUGAGGCAGGCUUUGUAAAAAACACAGCAGGGAGAGCUCCGAGUCUUUUGGAAAGCUGUAGUUUUUGUCCAUAUUUUUUUACACACUCUCUAAAACUACAUUAGCAGCCAAAACAUGUUGGGAUCCACUGCUGUCUACACUUCCACGGGCAAACACAAUAGUUAUGACCCCCCAGCAAUGUGUCCUCCAUUCAUCACCUCAACAAAACCUCACAACAGAGGCUUUCAGAGUUCAUUCUCUGAGGGAAAAACUCGUUCAGUAUUUGUUUUCUCUGUAACCUUCGCUGCGGCAGAGACUCUCUGACCCUCUCAUGACAUCUCCGCGCUCACAGAUGGACGGAGGAGACCGGAUCUGGAGGCAGGGUUAGAAGUAAGUCGGGGUCGCUGAAAUCCAUCCAUCCUUUCACACUCCCCUGCCCCAGUUAAGGAUUAUCACCCACGAUGCAUCUCCACCGCCACUCAUAUUAAUCCCAUUCUACUCACAUCCACUGUACAUCCGACUCACACGUGCACCAUCUGCUUCUGCACAGAGCAUCGUCGGGAGGCUCUGCUGGUGCUCUUCAUACGAGCCGCAUUUCUCUGCACCAUCAGGAGAACCACCCUCAGACUGAUAUCACAGAUUAUUUUCUUAUUUUAUAUUUAACAGAAAAAUAAUCUGGGAUUAAACGUAUGACUCUUGGUUUUGAUUAUGUUUUAUAAAAAAGAAAAAAAGAUUUAUGCCUCAGUGCUUAAUCCCCAUCAAAUGAAAUUAAAAACACCGCUUUAAAGGGUUAGCACACCUAAUUUGCAGCAGGGAUUAAGAUUAAACAAUGAAAAUGUGUCGUUUUGGAAAUGGAGAGGGAACUUUAUGUGAGAAAAAAGAGAAAUAUGAUUUGCAUGAUUCCACUUUUGAGAGUGUUCUCAAACAUUUCAUACCUGUCUUUUGUACUUAUUUUGUGUCUGUUCUGGAAAAAUUAACAAAGUUUUUGUAUCGAAUUUAAGUUCAAAGAAAUCCUUAACAUGUUUUAACCACCAUGACUUUUAACUUCCAUCACUUUUGUAACACGAGGAGAAAGCGAGGAGGAAGUUUGAUCUGCCUUGUCGGGUGGAUUGUGUCUGUUGCCAAAUGAUUUAUUUUGUUUCAUGAAAAUAUUGUACCAUACAUUUAGGGUUUAGUUCCCCCUGUGUAUUAAUAUGAUGAUUAUUUCACCUUUAAGAGUGUAAAACAAAAAUCAAAGUUUAAGCAAUGCUGUUUUAAAAUUAAGCAACCCGUGUUCCCUCUGUAGACCCUCGCGAUGAGAGCAGCGUAAGGUUUUCUUUAAUUUCCAGUUAAAUAUUGAGCGGGAAAAUCUCCAUUUCUUUACAUGUGGAUCAUAAGUUUCAUCAGCUGACAUGCAGACAUGGAUGCCCAUGUUUGAACACUGUCGUCAUCAUCAGUGAUGAUACAUCCAGACAUUAGAUUCCUCUUUUCUAAUGCAGUAACGUCUGGUUCUACACAAAGACACACAAGAAGGAAGGUUCAGUCUCUUCAUCUUCUUCCUGUUGUUGAUGUAUGUCCAGACAGAGAUGCUCCUCGAGUUGAGAAGAUGAGGGAGCAUACCAGACUGAUGUACAAACUGCCUUACAAGAUAUUCCUUUUUUAUGUUUGUGCUUUUUUGACAAUAAAAAAUAAAAGGUAUGAAUGCUGAUCAGAAACUCAAG